Heterostelium album PN500 is the source of this 606-nucleotide messenger RNA. RefSeq names its product glutathione S-transferase. The transcript has 2 exons. Lineage: Eukaryota; Evosea; Eumycetozoa; Acytosteliales; Acytosteliaceae. Gene Ontology annotation, molecular function: glutathione transferase activity. The record is from RefSeq and is a predicted model, not a curated record. The coding region runs from base 1 to 606 and encodes 201 amino acids. Gene Ontology annotation, biological process: glutathione metabolic process.
AUGUCAGUUCCAACUCUUUAUUAUUUUGACGGCAGAGGUUUAGGUGAAACUCCAAGAUUAAUUCUUAAUUAUUUCGGUCAAGAGUUCAAAGAUGUUAGAAUUCAAGAAAGUACUGUACCUGCCGAUCUAAAGGCAAAGACACCAUAUGGUCAGUUACCAUGGUACGUCGAAGACGAUCAAUUCAGUGUUGCACAGAGUGUUGCCAUCAACCACUACCUUUCAUUGAAGUACAAGCUUCAAGGAAACAGUAUCAGAGAUCAAGCUAUCGUUUUGGAGCUUGUUCACGCUGCCAAUGAACUUCUCACUGGCUAUUGGUCACAAGAUACCGAUACCAAGAAAGAGAAAUACCAAAAAGUCACAGUACCAACCAUCUUGAAGAGAUUCAACCAUGUAUUGACUAACAACAAACAAUCAUCCAAUCAUUUCGUUGGUGAUGCUUUAACACUCGCCGAUUUCUCAAUCUUUAAUGUCAUUGACUAUCUUGUUUGGAACACUCAAAACACCCAUUUCACCGAUUUGCCAGCACUUUUACAAUUCCACAAAGAAUUCCAAACCAACACCAACAUUUCCAAUUACAUCAAGAAGAGAGUCGAUACAGAUUUUUAA